GACCUUUGAGCCGGCUCGGGUUCCGGCUCUGGCGCGUGCACACUCGCCUCGCCGUUCGGGACCAGCCAGAUCGCGGCGGCCUCGCGGGCGGUCUGGUCGGUGAGGUCUUGGCCGCGCGCGGCAAUGCUGAGGCUGCUGGCGUCCGGGUGCGCCCGGGGCCCGGGGCCCGGCGUGGGCGCGCGUCCUGCCGCAGGGCUCUUUCACCCGGGGCGCCGCCAGAGCCGCCAGGCUUCCGACGCGCCCCGGAACCAGCCCCCCAGCCCCGAGUUCGUGGCCCGGCCGGUGGGCGUCUGCUCCAUGAUGCGCCUGCCGGUGCAGACCUCCCCCGAGGGGCUGGACGCUGCCUUCAUCGGGGUGCCCCUGGAUACUGGGACCUCCAACCGGCCUGGGGCGAGAUUCGGACCUCGCCGCAUCCGGGAAGAAUCAGUGAUGCUUCGGACAGUCAAUCCUAGCACGGGGGCCCUCCCCUUCCAGUCCCUCAUGGUUGCAGACCUAGGCGAUGUGAAUGUCAAUCUUUACAACCUUCAGGACAGCUGCCGGCGAAUUCAAGAGGCCUAUGAGAAAAUUGUAGCAGCUGGCUGUAUUCCUCUGACCUUGGGUGGAGAUCACACAAUCACAUAUCCCAUAUUGCAAGCGAUGGCAAAAAAGCAUGGCCCAGUGGGGCUGCUGCAUGUGGACGCACACACGGACACGACCGACAAGGCCCUAGGAGAGAAGCUCUACCACGGGGCGCCCUUCCGCCGGUGUGUGGAUGAGGGUCUCCUGGACUGUAAGCGUGUGGUGCAGAUUGGCAUCCGGGGCUCUUCCACGACCUUGGAUCCCUACAGAUACAACUGGAGCCAGGGCUUCCGGGUAGUCCUGGCUGAAGACUGCUGGAUGAAGUCGUUGGUUCCUCUGAUGGGGGAAGUCAGGCAGCAGAUGGGAGGCAAACCCAUUUAUAUCAGCUUUGAUAUUGACGCUCUGGAUCCUGCCUAUGCGCCAGGGACAGGGACACCUGAAAUUGCUGGUCUUACUCCUAGUCAGGCUCUGGAGAUCAUCAGGGGUUGUCAAGGCCUGAACGUGGUGGGCUGUGAUCUUGUCGAAGUUUCACCACCGUAUGAUCUUUCUGGGAACACAGCCCUGCUGGCGGCUAACCUGCUGUUUGAGAUGCUGUGUGCUCUCCCCAAAGUGACAACCGUCUGAGUCUUGUGCUCUUCAAGACAAAACAGAUUGCGUCGCUCACAAGUUCUCAAGAAGAACUUAUGAGUAAGCAGUCUGAGAACUAAAGAGUUUAUGCCAAGAAAACUUUCUGCUGAAAGUGUCAUUGCUGGCUGUGAAGUCGGGAUAGUCAGUAGAAUUCUCACCCAAA
Molecule: messenger RNA, 1348 nt
Organism: Pan troglodytes (chimpanzee)
Lineage: Eukaryota; Metazoa; Chordata; Mammalia; Primates; Hominidae
Gene: AGMAT
Product: agmatinase (putative)
Exons: 7
Coding region: 124-1182 (352 amino acids)
Molecular function (GO): metal ion binding; agmatinase activity
Source: RefSeq, a predicted model, not a curated record